Drosophila suzukii is the source of this 2304-nucleotide messenger RNA. RefSeq names its product tiny tim 2 (gene ttm2). Lineage: Eukaryota; Metazoa; Arthropoda; Insecta; Diptera; Drosophilidae. Gene Ontology annotation, biological process: protein import into mitochondrial matrix. The record is from RefSeq and is a predicted model, not a curated record. Gene Ontology annotation, cellular component: TIM23 mitochondrial import inner membrane translocase complex.
UUCAAGAAAAUUGUAAAUUUUUUUAAGAGUAGUUAUUUUUUUGUAGCGAUGGCAGAUAUAUUUUUUAAAUAUUUAUGAAACUGCUGGAAGUAAAUUAAAAUAAAGAGGUAACAAAAUUCAAAGCAUAUGUUAGUUGGCUCUGGGCUGAAAUGACAUUUAUUCGCAGUCAAAAAGUAUCCGUGAAAUCGGCUGUUUGCGACAAAAUUUUACUGAAAUAAUUCACACAGAAGAAAAAAAUAUACUCUCCCUCGGCUGGUUAAUAUAAAAAUGUCAAAUUUUAUAGUGGCUUAUUAUAAAAAGAAAACCCAAGUCUAAAAUCUAUCGAUACUUAAAGCGCCAAAUAAAAUUUAGUUGCCAAUGUCUUUUUUAGCCAUCGACCGCCUGUUUUGUGGAUGCCCGCGAUUUGGCCGCAAGUUCAUCAAUACGUCGCGGGCGCUGACCUCUGGCUUGUGGCGCACAAUGAUCGAGCAGUCUGAUGAAACGGCAGAAAGUGGUGGAAAGCACAGGACGGAGCUGGGGUACAGUACCUGCUUUGGAUUCCUUUUGCACCGCUGCAAUGCGUCCUUGGUAUACGUUGCGCGCCGACGCUACUCGACGUAUGAAAAGACCUCUACGCAAAUUCUAUCUAAACUCUUUCCCCAAACCUCUACUGAGCCCAACGACGAGGAGAGUCGUGAGCGGCGCAAACGAGAGGAAGAGGAGGAGACAAGGGAAAUGGAGCGGGCUUGGAAGCGGAUGAAACUCGGCUUUGGACUCGUUGGUAUAGGAGGUAUAUUGUUCUCGUUUUGGGCCAUUUAUUACUUCGGAAAGCCAUCGCUAGAUGACCAGGGAAACGAAGUUAUAGACGAGUUCAGUGAAUUGCCCCUAACGCAGCAGUAUAUGGCUCGAACAUGGAAGUCGGUGAACCACUUUCAACGUUUCAUUCAAGAACCAUCGAGUCAGAAGCUACUUCCCGAACCUCUUCAGGCUCCAUAUGUCCAGCCAGCUUAUACCUUGGUACUUGAGAUUAAGGAUGUGUUGAUACAUCCUGACUGGACUUACGAAACGGGCUGGCGCUUUAAGAAGCGCCCCGGCGUUGACGUAUUUUUGAAGGAAUGCGCUAAGUAUUUUGAAAUCGUUGUUUACACGGCGGAGCAAGGGAUUACGGUGUUUCCGCUGCUCGACGCCCUUGAUCCAAACGGCUUUAUCAUGUAUCGCCUGGUUCGCGACUCAACACACUUUGUUGGGGGCCAUCAUGUGAAGAAUCUUGACAACUUGAACCGAGACCUAAAGCGAGUGGUGGUCGUGGACUGGGAUAAGAACUCCACGAAGUUUCACCCUUCAAAUUGUUUCUCGAUCCCACGGUGGACUGGGAAUGACAAUGACACGACCCUCUAUGAUCUUGCCUCGUUCCUUAGUGUUUUGGGCACAAGUGAGAUAGAUGAUGUUAGAGAAGUGCUGCAGUACUAUAAUCAGUUUAAUGACUCCAUAUCGCAGUUCCGAGAAAAUCAGCGAAAGCUCAGUGAACAAAUGCAAGCUGAUGAGCUGGACAGGAAUAGCAAGUCUAAGCCGAUUGUCAAGAAUUGGACCCGUGGCUUCAUAAAGCAUUAAUAUGGUUGUAAUUCUGAUGUGUCAUUUGAAUUUUAACUCGAAUAAUUCCAAAAACAGUUUGUGUUCUUUUAGAACCCGCAUAAUUUGCAUUCCAGCUUUUUCAUAUCACUUGUUAUGGUCAGGACAAUCCUUCUCAGUUUUUCCAGUUCAGCAUUCCACCUAUCAGUUCCAUGGUCGAUGUUGUUCAUGCUUGCGCGCAUAAUUCGUUUAACUAAAUCAACAUUUUAUUGCUCCUUUUUCAAAAUCCUCCUUAUACCGAACUGCAUUUGUUUUGUCUCCAUAGUGUUAUGUCGCCGUUUUGAUAUGCUCCAUGUGUACACAGCUAGCAUCAUAGAAUAUAUCAGCACUAUUGCGAACAGCACCGGUCUCUGAAUUUCCAAAAAGUGUGUACGAAGAACAUGACUUACAGUUUCUUCAAAUUCUAAUUUCUUAUCGAGAUUGGACAUCCUCAAAGUUCUUUUCACGAGGGCUUUAUAAUAAAUUUAUUUUAUUUUUUGAAAAUAAAUGUAUUGUAAAUGGUAUGACAUUUAACAAUAGAAACAUAUGUCCAAGUACAUUUAAUAUAAAUUUUUAUCAUACAGUGAGCGGAAAUUACAUUUAAAAAAAAAUCAGGAAUCUUGUUUCUUAAUAUAUGUUCAUUUACAACCAUAUAUAUUGGUCUUUUAAGAUUACAGCAAUAUAUUUUAAUUUCAACAUGUCGGGCGACUACAUUUG